CCAAUGAAAACACUUGAUCAUGAGUUGUUCGUGUAUAAAAGAACACAGUGCUGCACUUCACUCUGAAACACGCAACACAUACAGUAUACUAUAUGUGGAUAAAUUGCAGCCUUUCUGAAUUGAUAUUUGCACUUAGCUAUUGUUAUUUUGGUUUUAUUUGGAUUAAUCGUGUAGUAUUUACUGCAGACUAACAAAGGCUCCUGAUGUUCUGGUUUGUAAGUAUCUAUUCUACUUUUUCUUUUCAUCAGUCUGGGGAGACAUUGCCAGAUGGUUGUCACUCAGUGCUGUGCAACCCAUCAGGAACGGUAAUGGCGCAGAGCCACCGCAUCAACUGUGAGAAGAUGGAGUCUCUCGUCUGCAAAAAUAGCCUCCCAGGCCUCCACUACAAUCACAUCUACGGCUGUACCUGGACCUGCCCCUGUAGUUGUAUGGGCAGCUUCACUAGUCACGUUGUGUCAUUUUCGGUUGCGGCUCUGAAGCUGAGAGCCACCUGCUCCUAUUUGCUGCUUCGCUCAAGAGGGGUGGAGCUAGUGUUGCAUACAGCUGACUGUCAUAGCAUGCCCAAUCAGAUCUGAAUGAAGAGUCUGGAGCUGAGGGAGGGCAGGAUGAGUGUGGUGCUACGGGAUGACAUGAAGGUGACUGUGGGCGGUGUAAUUACCGCUGUCCCAUUCAGGAGUCAGGGAGUGACUGUGACACAGAUUGGUGCAAUACUGCACCUGCUGAGAUCAGAGCAGCAUGGAUUCACACUCACCUUCACUCCCCACAGCAAUGAAUUUAUGGUCAAUAUGGACAUCGCCAUGAAACCCAACACCACUGGCUUAUGUGGUACAAUCUCUGAUGAUCAGACAGGUCUGGUGUUAUCUGACGGCCGUGUGACCACAGACCCUGACGUGAAUCUGAAGGAAUGGACUCUGGAUGAGUGUGUCCAGCAUCAGGAGGUUCAGUCGUGUGCCGUGGGGGUGACGAAGGGCUGCGAUGUGCUGAACUCUGAGGUGUUCAGCCGCUGUCACGCGCUGGUCCUCCUGCAGGACUAUGUGCAGAUCUGCCGGCCCGUGGCCUGCCAGCCUAAUGCUGUGUGUGACCUUGUUACUGCAUACAGCAGGGAGUGUGUGACUGGAGGACUGGAGUCUUCUGUGAUUAAUGAGUCACCAUGUCAUGCCCAGACUCAUCGAAGCAGAUGUUUGGAGCAGUGCGGACAGGGACAGUUCUGUCCUGGUGACAUGAUGGGUGAUGGUUUAAUGAAGGGCAAUGGAUCAGCGUGCUUGAACACUCCCACAGAGGGCUGUUUCUGCUCUGAAGGGUCCGUGUUCAUUUGAGAUAAGUGUGUAAUCAAAGAGACCUGCAGCCUGAUAUUGCUAUUGCCACCACUUUAUAAAACCAAUAAGCCUCUGGCAUUUAUGGAAAGCUGGAAUCCUGAGGAAAACCCCUGUCUCUGUGUGUGUAUGGAUCAGCAGCGCAUUAACUGCACAGGGUUGCCUUGCAUCAAUGCUAAAGCCCCAGAGUGUGGACAAUGUGAGGUUCUUCGGGAGAAGAUGGGAUCUAAGUGCAGUCCUGAAUAUGAGUGUGUGUGUGACCUGAACUGUAAGCGGUCAGAUCCCCCUCACUGCACUCACAGGCUCAGUGUCAUCCUCACAAACCCAGGAGAUUGUCUGCCAGUUUACCAGUGUGUUUGCAAAAAGGAUCAGUGCCCUGUGACAACAAAACCAUCCUGCUCUGCAUACAAGUAGCUGUCGGUCACACUGUCGGAGUGCUGCGAUUCAUAUGAAUGUGUGUGUGACUGUCAAAACAUCACUCGCACCUGCCCCCCGGGCUACAUUACGGAGACCACCGCCAAUUAUUGCGGCUGCAUAGAGGUCACCUACACACCCGAUAAGGUGUGUCUGGUGGACGCUGUGGUCUACCAGGUGGGAAGCAGGUGGAAAGAGAAGUGUAAAAGCUACACCUGCACGGAGCAAGUAGACUGAGAGACCGGCCUGCAUAUUGCUCAGUGUGUGGACCCUGUCUGCAACCAGAUCUGUCCUCUGGAGAACUUUUGA
Messenger RNA from Carassius carassius (crucian carp), 2036 nucleotides. RefSeq names its product von Willebrand factor (gene vwf). Lineage: Eukaryota; Metazoa; Chordata; Actinopteri; Cypriniformes; Cyprinidae. The record is from RefSeq and is a predicted model, not a curated record. Gene Ontology annotation, cellular component: extracellular matrix. Gene Ontology annotation, biological process: blood coagulation; cell-substrate adhesion.